Messenger RNA from Habropoda laboriosa, 1300 nucleotides. RefSeq names its product putative cystathionine gamma-lyase 2 (gene Cth). Gene Ontology annotation, cellular component: cytoplasm. Gene Ontology annotation, biological process: transsulfuration. The record is from RefSeq and is a predicted model, not a curated record. Bases 34 to 1143 code for a protein of 369 amino acids. Gene Ontology annotation, molecular function: pyridoxal phosphate binding; cystathionine gamma-lyase activity. The transcript has 8 exons. NCBI's taxonomy places the organism in Eukaryota, Metazoa, Arthropoda, Insecta, Hymenoptera, Apidae.
UUUCUGAUUGAAAAUUCGUAAUUUAGAAUUCCAAUGGAGAAAGGUUUUGCCACAAAAGCUAUACAUAGUGGACAAGAUCCAUUACAAUGGACACAUGGUCCUGUAGUACCUCCUAUUGGUUAUGAUUAUGGAAGAAGUGGAAAUCCUACAAGAACUGUUUUAGAGACAUGUUUAGCUGCUUUAGAUAAUGGGAAACAUGGAUUUGCUUUUGCAUCUGGCUUAGGUGCUACAACAACAUUGACUUCAUUAUUAAAUGUAGGAGAUCAUAUUAUAUCUGGUGAUGAUAUUUAUGGUGGAACUAAUCGUUACUUUCAAAAAUGUUUGUCUAUAACAAAUAUUCCAGUAACAUUUGUGGAUAUGACAGAUGUAAAAAAUGUUACAGACAAUAUAAAACCAAAUACAAAGAUGGUUUGGUUGGAAACACCAACUAAUCCCUUGCUGAAAUUAAUUGAUAUUAAAGCAGUUAUUGAAGCAGUAAAGAACAAAAAUCCUGAAAUUAUUGUAGUAGUAGACAAUACUUUUUUAACUUGUUACUUUCAGAAACCACUAGAUUUAGAUGCAGAUAUUGUAGUAUAUUCUCUGACAAAGUAUAUGAAUGGACACUCAGAUGUUAUUAUGGGUGCAGCAGUUACAAACAGAGAUGAUAUUGCAGAAAAAAUUAAAUUUUUACAAAAAUCUAUGGGUAUUGUUCCAUCACCUUUUGAUUGUUCUAUGGUUAAUCGAAGUUUAAAAACUUUGGAACUUAGAAUGCAACAACAUAUGAAAAAUGGAUUAGCAGUUGCAAAAUUUCUAGAAUCUCAUCCUUAUGUAGAAAAAGUAAUUCAUCCAUAUCUUUCUUCGCAUCCACAACGAGAACUUGCGCUUAGACAAACAUCUGGACACAGUGGAAUGGUUUCAUUUUAUCUGAAGGGUGAUUCCAAGAAAUUUUUAAAGGCAUUAAAAGUGUUUACGUUGGCAGAAUCACUUGGCGGUUAUGAAUCUCUUGCUGAAUUACCGUCCACCAUGACUCAUGCUUCAGUUCCUGAAGAAACUAGAGCAAUAUUAGGUAUUAAUGAUCAAUUAAUUCGGCUGUCUGUUGGUCUUGAAACAGAACAAGAUAUUUUAGCUGACCUCGAUCAAGCUCUUAAAAUUUGUCAAUUUUAACACAUUCGGACCGAUUUGUGAUUUUAUUUACGCCGUGUGGGUCGCUGGCGUCCUACUUAGGGACAACUGCAAUAUACAUAUUGAAUAACGAAAAGUUUAAAAAACGGAAAGUUUAGCGUGGGAAAGUUGUAGCUGUGUGAACGAAAAAGUUAUUAAC